CUCACCGGUCUGAGUUGUUGGCAGCUGGAAGUCACAGAUCUCUACCUGAAAUGGACAACUGGACUAAAUCAGCUAAAGUCACCUACAAGCGGUGGAAAAAUCCUGAACUGCGGGAUGAGCCAGAUUUUGUGGGUCAGACGGAUGAGGAUCAGACCACAGACAACGAGAUCUGCACGAUAGCUUCACGAGCAGCAGCAGGAGGAGCACAGUCUGCAUCCAGCUCUGGAUCUCAUAAGAUUGAAGAAACCUUCACAGUAGACGAUGCACUGGAGGCCAUCGGCUUUGGAAAGUUUCAGUGGAAAAUCUCUCUCUUCACUGGACUGUCAUGGGUAGCAGAUGCCAUGGAGAUGAUGAUCCUCAGCAUCUUGGGCCCUCAGCUGCACUGUGAAUGGAGGCUGCCCGGCUAUCAAGUGGCGCUCAUCACAUCAGUGGUGUUUGUCGGGAUGGGGAUCAGUUCACCUCUGUGGGGGAAUGUAUCCGACAAGUAUGGCAGAAGAUUCGGUCUUACGAUUUCGAUGUGCUGGACUCUGUUCUACGGCCUGAUGAGUGCCUUCAGUCCGGUAUACGGCUGGCUCUUGGUCCUGCGAGGCCUUGUAGGUUUUGGUAUCGGAGGAGCUCCUCAGUCGGUGACGCUGUACUCAGAAUUCCUUCCAGCAAAGUCGAGAGGCAUCUGCAUCAUGCUGAUUGCGGCGUUCUGGGCCAUCGGUGCUGUGUUCGAGGUCCUCCUGGCUCUGUGGGUAAUGCCCACUCUGGGCUGGAGGUGGCUGCUUGGCCUGUCAACGAUACCGAUGGCAAUCUUUGUUUCCUUCUGUUUUUGGCUUCCUGAAAGUCCUCGGUUUGACGUGCUGACUGGAAGAGGUGAAAAGGCCUUGGAAACUUUAAGACGCGUUGCUAAGGAGAACGGCAAGACAAUGCCUCAGGGGAGGCUGAUCGCUUAUCAACAGAAUGAUCGUGGACGAAUCAAAGACCUCUUUGCUGGUGAACACUGGAGGACGACUCUUCCUUUAUGGUUUAUAUGGUUUGCAUACGCCUUCUCCUAUUAUGGGAUUGUCCUGUUGACAACUGAGCUGUUCCAAGCUGGAGAUUCAUGUGUAGCAAACCAAGGAGCCAAGAUUGAACCGACCUGCAAUCUUGAAUGUAAAUAUUUAACAUCAGCUGACUACAAGGACCUGCUAUGGACGACCUUGGCUGAGUUCCCAGGUCUUCUAGUUAUCCUUCUGGCAGUUGAUCAUAUCGGCAGGAAGAGAAGCAUGGCCUUGUGUUUCUUCUUGUUUUCUUUAUGUAUUCUACCGUUAUUUGCCUGUAUUGAGAGGAUUGCUCUUACAAUCCUGAUCUUCGUCGCCAGAGCCUUCAUCUCUGGAGGAUACCAAGUUGUAUUUGUUUACACACCAGAAGUGUUCCCUACAGAAAACAGAGCCUUAGCAAUGGGGACUUCCAGUGCGAUGGCCAGGGUGGGUGCCCUGAUUACACCCUUUGUGGCACAGGUGAUGCUCAGGACUUCGAUUUAUCUGACCCUGUCGGUGUACUGUGGUGUUGCUGUGCUGGCUGGCAUUGCAUCCUUGAUCCUCCCCAUUGAGACGCUGGGAAGGAGUCUGCAGGAGUUCAGCCUUGUCCAGGAAACCAGAGGACAAACGACCACCACAAUCAGCCAAUUGAAUGUUGCAACAGACUCCACAGAUCCGCGAUAGGUCAACCAGGAAGGAUGAGGGGGGAAAAAAGGAAAGGAAAGAAUAUUAUGUCACCUCCCGGCCUCCUGCAGACGGACCGAAUCGUCUGAGCGAUGAUGGGUGAGGAGCAGCAGGAGAUGAUCUCAUUACAGGCAGUGAGGAUAAUCGAGGGUCGGCCCGAUGAGAGCGGAAGUGAACUCAUACUCUGGCUGGUUUGUUUGCCUUCUCCUUCACUGAGCCCAUGAGGAGCACCGGAGAGGGAUUAGGACGACAGUGUACAGACUCUGACACAUUUAAACCUGAUCUCAAGAGAUGAGGAAUUUUAUUAAAAGUUGCUUCAAAAAUAUUUAUUAAUGAAACCCUGUGCCUGAUGUGCUGGUGAAUGUCGACUUUAUAAUUACCACGGUUCUACAUUAUUAACAUGUUGGUGGCAGCUUUCUCAAAUGUGAGGAUUAGAUUUGUUUUUAAAUUUUCAGUAGACUGAAUAUCAGAAU
This is a messenger RNA of Acanthochromis polyacanthus (spiny chromis), 2161 nucleotides long. RefSeq names its product SV2 related protein b (gene svopb). The record is from RefSeq and is a predicted model, not a curated record. Gene Ontology annotation, cellular component: membrane. Gene Ontology annotation, biological process: transmembrane transport. Bases 51 to 1688 code for a protein of 545 amino acids. The transcript has 16 exons. NCBI's taxonomy places the organism in Eukaryota, Metazoa, Chordata, Actinopteri, Pomacentridae. Gene Ontology annotation, molecular function: transmembrane transporter activity.